This is a messenger RNA of Scylla paramamosain (green mud crab), 972 nucleotides long. RefSeq lists its product as uncharacterized. Lineage: Eukaryota; Metazoa; Arthropoda; Malacostraca; Decapoda; Portunidae. Bases 1 to 972 code for a protein of 323 amino acids. The transcript is spliced from 3 exons. The record is from RefSeq and is a predicted model, not a curated record.
AUGGCGCCACAAGUGCUGAACCCCAACAUGCAGGUCAAUGUGACGCGCCGACACACCGCACUCGUCCCUAACAGUACCAAAGGGCGUGGUGGGGAACCAAGACCGCCUCCUUUCUACUCCUCACGCCCACAGCCGCUCAUUUUCAUUGGCGGGGCGGUCCCUCUGCUUUGCGACCUUGAUUUGAGAUUCCGCGAUGAGAGUGCCACUUCAGGAUCCCAGCAGCCCCCAGCAGCCUCCCGCAGCCCCCGCAGCCCCCCGCAGCCCGCCCUCUUCACCCGGGAGACGAAGCAAGACUGCCAAACCUGCAACAACAGUGUGAAGGCAUUAGCAUCAAGAGCCACUUACCUGGGGGCUCCUGCAGAGCACUCAGGUGUGCGGGGACGCGGGGUGGGCGGCGCCCCACGGGGCCGUGGUGAGGAAGGGCAGCAGCAGGCAACCCGCGCCCAUCCUCACCAGCUGGACGCCCGCCCCGCCUCCCGCCGCCCGCCCUGGCAGUCUCCACUGCAGCUCCUCGUGCGGGCAGGGCACGACGUGACGCUCAGUGGUGGUAGUAGUAGGGGCUGGCGGGGCCGGUGCUGCAGGGGCCGGGGCGCGGGGGACAGCAGGGGCGUGGGACCACCAGGGCCACCACCUUCCACAGCGCGAGCAGCAGGGAGAAGCUGGAGUCGCACUGUCCCAUCCACAGGCGGCCGAGGGCAGAGGUCCACUAGCACUCAGAGUAUCUCUGUCUCUGGCCCGCGCCCGCCCCGCCCACUCCCGCCACUCCCCGAUCGGCCUCUUGAGGCUCUCGCCCCGCCCAUAGCAGCUCUCCUGCCAGAGAGCGAGCAGCUAGCUUUCCCGCCCAGCAGUGUUCUGCGUGCUGAGUGGGCCCCUGCAGCCUGCCCGUCCCGCCCCAUCCAGCCCCGCCCACCAUUCCCGGCUUCCUCAAGGGAGCGGCGACGCCCUUUCUACCCGCCUACUUUCCAAGCAUGA